UUGAAAAUGUAUCAAAUGUUGUUUGUAUGUGACGUGUAGCAUUUCUUACAAGAGAAAUCCUGAUGUAGUACUUAUCACCAAUAAAAAAAUCAGAAUUUAUCUUCAACAUGGGACAAAAUGAAGACGUUAAGUAUCCAAUUUGUGUGCAAGAAUCAUAUGGUGUUACCCAUCGUCGAUUAUAUCAAUUAAUUCCUACCAAAGAUGACAAGCUUCUACAAUGUACCAUAAAAGACGUCAGUAAACAGUGGCAGUCACUUACUAGUUUUUUUAUGACAGUAUUUCUUCCACAUGGAUAUCCUGAAAGCGUUAGCAGGGAUUAUAUUCAGUACCAAAUUUGGGAUAGUAUUCAGGCUUUUGCAAGCAGUAUAUCUGGAAGUCUUUGUACUCAUGCAGUUCUAAAAGGUGUUGGUGUUGGUGAUGAAAGUGCUUCAGUGCUGUCUGCAACUAUUACUUGGCUAAUAAAAGAUGGAACAGCAAUGAUUGGAAGAAUUGUUUUUGCAUGGCUGAAAGGGACAAAACUAGAUUGUGACUGCAAAAAAUGGAGAUUAUUUGCUGAUAUUCUGAAUGAUAUUGCAAUGUUGAUGGAUAUAUCAUCUCAAUAUUUUCCGCAUCACUUUACAGUUAUAAUUUCUGUUUCCGGAAUAUUCAAAUCAAUAGUCGGUGUUGCUGGAGGUUCAACAAGAGCUGCAUUAACUCAACACCAGGCACGGCAUAAUAACAUGGCUGAUGUGUCUGCUAAAGAUGGAAGUCAAGAAACAUUAGUAAACCUCUUAGCUUUAGCGUUCAGCUUAGUAAUGAUUCCAAUUGUUACUAAAAGUUUAUUUCUGACUUGGGUUGUGUUUGGAGCAAUGACUACUGUUCAUUUAACUUCCAAUUAUUUCGCUGUCAGAUCUGUAGUGAUGGAAACAUUCAACAGUGCACGCUUUAAAAUUUUUACCAGACAUUACCUAGAAGACGGAAUUACACACAGAAAUUUCUUAUCAGUAAAUGAAGUUAAUCAAAGAGAAAAUGUUUUCUUUUCUUUUCAUCCAAAAAAAGUUACCAUAAACUUAGGCACUUCAUUCCAAAAUAUUAUUAAAAACAAGAGAUGUGAAUAUGUUGAAAAGCUGUUGACACUUUAUAAGGAUUGUGAUUAUCUUCUAAGUGUUAAUAAAAAGAACAAUUCAACUAUCAUCAACAUUGCUCUGGGAAACAAAUCAUCUGUAAAAACAGAAAUGGAAGCAUUGUAUCAAAGUUGCUUUGUAGAGCAUCUAAUGGAAAACCUGCAUUUGAGUAAACAUUGGAUGAUGCUGAUCUUUAUUUGGAAACUUCUUCAAGAGAUUAUACUACAAAAACGUUUGGUGAUUUCUUAUCUGUUGUGAAAAAGAAUGGAUUUAAAAUUGAUAAUGCUGUUUUUGACUCUGAUAUGUGGAGGAUAGAAUGGUAAAUUUCCAUUUACAAAAAUAUAGUUUUAUUUUUCAAUGCACAAAUAUAGUUUAAUAUCUGUUAUUUUGUAUAUAUACUGAAAUAAAAUAUUUUAUUAAUGGAUAAGUUGCUUUUUUUGUGU
Molecule: messenger RNA, 1546 nt
Organism: Uloborus diversus
Lineage: Eukaryota; Metazoa; Arthropoda; Arachnida; Araneae; Uloboridae
Product: RUS family member 1-like
Exons: 11
Coding region: 108-1361 (417 amino acids)
Source: RefSeq, a predicted model, not a curated record